Messenger RNA from Fonsecaea nubica, 774 nucleotides. RefSeq lists its product as hypothetical. Bases 1 to 774 code for a protein of 257 amino acids. The transcript has 2 exons. Gene Ontology annotation, molecular function: U1 snRNA binding. The record is from RefSeq and is a predicted model, not a curated record. NCBI's taxonomy places the organism in Eukaryota, Fungi, Ascomycota, Eurotiomycetes, Chaetothyriales, Herpotrichiellaceae. Gene Ontology annotation, biological process: mRNA splicing, via spliceosome. Gene Ontology annotation, cellular component: U1 snRNP.
AUGACGACCGCCACGCAAAAUCCUCCGAGUUCGACGGUCUACGUCAAAAACCUCGAAGAGCGCAUCAAGAUCGAGCAGAUGAAGACGGCCCUCACCGAGAUCUUCUCCGAGUACGGCAACAUCAUCGACCUGGUGGCCAAGUCGAACCUCAAGGCGAAGGGCCAGGCGUUUGUGGUCUUUGACAAGCCGGAGUCGGCCGCCAAGGCCAUCGAGGAGAUCAACGGCUUCGAGCUGUUCGACAAGCCUAUGCAGCUGGACUUUGCGCGCACGCGGUCCGACGCCACGGUGCUGCGCGAAGACGGCGAACACGGCCUCGAGAAGUGGAAGAGGACCAGGAUCGCGGAGAAGGAGAGGCGCCAGGCCCUCGAGGCCACGCAGCAAAAGGUCCUCAAGAGGCCUGCUGCCGCCGCCGCUCCCGCCGAACCCGCCGCACCAGGAGCUGGACUGUCCGCCCGCCCUGCGAAGGCGGCCAAGGGCGCAGGCCUCAAGGCCUCGGGCACCAACACCACGGCCAUCAUCCCCGACGAGUACCUCCCGCCCAACAAGAUUCUCUUCCUGCGGGAUCUGCCGGACAGCUACGACGCAGACGGCCUGAGUCGGAUAUUCAGUCGUUUCGAAGGGUUCAAGGAAGUGCGCAUGGUGCCUGGACGGAAGGGCAUUGCAUUUGUGGAAUACGAGGCUGAGGCUGGUGCUAUCAGUGCAAAGGAGGCGACGGCUGGUAUGCAACUGGGUGACGAGGGCAAGGGAAUCAGGGUCACGUAUCAACGAGCUUGA